Messenger RNA from Besnoitia besnoiti, 804 nucleotides. RefSeq lists its product as uncharacterized. Gene Ontology annotation, biological process: proteasome regulatory particle assembly. The transcript is spliced from 4 exons. Gene Ontology annotation, molecular function: protein-macromolecule adaptor activity. Lineage: Eukaryota; Apicomplexa; Conoidasida; Eucoccidiorida; Sarcocystidae. Bases 1 to 804 code for a protein of 267 amino acids. The record is from RefSeq and is a predicted model, not a curated record.
AUGGUGGCCCUUGGACUCUGUGGUGUUGACGACUUGCCUGAAGAUGUGCGAUUGUUGGAAGACGCGGGAAAGGAGGUGGAAAACUCCAUUUUCCACCUUGAAAGGUCCAAUAAGGAGCUGAGAGAAGAGGAUCCGAAUGACAAGGUGUACUUAGAGGCGAUAAAACAGAACGAAGUGGCCCUGGAGACGAAGCGUGCGCGUUUGCAACGCAUCCGAGAUAAGAUUUCUUUGCUGUUGUCCCGAGGUCAAUCUGCUCACAGCUGCUGCGCAAUCUUCGCGGGCAGUCCUCCUUCGUCAGGCGCCUCAGCUUGCGCGACAUCUUCUCUGCCAUCCCAUUCAGCGGGUACUGAGAGAGAGCAUCUUGACACAUUCCAUGAUUGCUCACAAGAAUUCCUCUCGCUCGAAUCAAGGGCGAGCGAGGACAGAUUCGACGCUCCUCGGGAGCAGCCGCAACGCCGCUCUCCUUCUCGCUCCGGGGACUCUUCGCCCCCCACAAGUUCGGAUGGCACGACUGCGCAAAUCAGACAGCAGAAUUGUUCACAUCUCGCGCCGGAAGGUGAUGGCGGCAUCAGCAGGCGGUCUGCUGGAGCCGCGGGUGGUGUGCACGAAACGUGGUGCACUUCCCGUACGCCGUUUCCGCGUGCGUUAGACCACCGAGCUGACGAGUCGGGAACAGCUAAUGAGGGAAAUGACGCAGCGUGCUUGGAGCGGGUGUCUCCCGAGGUGGUCGAUCCCAUGUUUCGGCCUGACUCGAUUCUUCCCUGCUCCAUGGUCGCCGUGUUCCUCGUUCGCUUUUCUGCAUGA